Molecule: messenger RNA, 1078 nt
Organism: Candoia aspera
Lineage: Eukaryota; Metazoa; Chordata; Lepidosauria; Squamata; Candoiidae
Product: hydroxyacylglutathione hydrolase-like protein
Exons: 9
Coding region: 105-950 (281 amino acids)
Molecular function (GO): hydroxyacylglutathione hydrolase activity
Source: RefSeq, a predicted model, not a curated record
AUAACAGCAGCUGUUUCCUGCUUGAAUUUGUCCAGUGUAAGACUGCUGCAAAUAUUUAUCAGUCUUUUUUCAGUUUGCUCCCAUGACCCUUGAAUCUCUGGAGCAUGAAGGUCAAAGUGAUUUCAAUUUUGGAAGAUAAUUACAUGUACCUGAUUAUUGAAGAAAGCACUCGGCACGCCAUUGCAGUGGAUGCUGCUGUUUCCAAGCGGCUCCUAGAGAUCAUCCGAAGAGAAGGCAUAACUCUGAAAGCUGUUCUGACCACCCAUCAUCACUGGGAUCAUGCAAGAGACAAUGAAGAACUGGCCAAGCUUUAUCCUGGCCUGGAGGUAUAUGGGGGAGACGAACGGGUAGGAGCUCUGACGCACCGAGUGACUCAUGAGGAGGAAUUAAAGUUUGGCAGCAUCAAUGUACGGUGCCUUCUCACUCCAGGCCACACUACAGGACAUGUCUGCUACUUCAUGUGGGAAAAUGAUUCUCUGAACGCUCCUGCAGCUUUCACAGGUGACACCUUACUUGUCGGUGGUUGUGGGAGACUCCUCGAAUGCACGGCCAAACAGCUGCACAAGAGCCUGACAGAGAUCCUUGGCGGGCUGCCAAAGGAGACAAAAAUCUUCUGUGGUCAUGAGUACACCACCCGGAAUUUGAAAUUUGCCUUAAAGGUGGAACCAGAGAACGAAUUUGUCAAAGAGAAGCUCAUUUGGGCUAAACUCCGAGAGGAUGAAGACCUUCCAACGGUGCCUUCUACACUGGCAGAGGAGUUCCUCUACAACCCUUUCCUUCGAAUCUUGGAAGAACCUGUCCAGAAAUUCACAGGCAAGUCUGCUCCCGUUGAGGCCUUUGCUGCUCUCUGCACAGCCAGAGAGAGCUUCCGGAAACCCAAAGAGCAGCUGAAUCCUCGGGCCGUGCUGGCAUUCGAGUGGGGGCUUUUUGAUCCACUCCUGCAAAAGUGAACCCCCUCCUCCCGCCAUGAUGGGGUGCACAGGUGCUGUUAUUGAAGGGCUCACUCCCCCCUCCCCUGUGUUGCUAGAAAAAGUUGAACACAGGUUGCAGGGGUCAUCUAAAAGCAGGGGGGUCUCCC